AAAAAAGUCGUGGAUCGAUUCAGAUUAUGCAACAGAUUGCAGAAAAAAGAGAAGGGCGCUGUCUUUCAACAGAAUAUAUAAAUUGCAACACUAAACUUGACUGGGAAUGCGUUAAAGGUCAUCGAUGGUCAACAACUCCAGAAAUUAUUUCUCAAGGAUCAUGGUGUCAAGUUUGUUAUUAUUAUUCUAGAGUAGUACAUACAAUUGAAGAUAUGCAUCGAAUCGCACAAGAAAAAGGUGGAUAUUGCCUUUCGACAAAAUAUAUUACUUCACAUACAUACCUUGAUUGGCAAUGUAAAGAAGGACACAUAUGGAAAGCAAAACCAGCUUAUAUUCUUAAUGAUCCAGAAAAGACUAUCCGAGAUGAACUAUUUGCACUAGGUCUACUCGAUUAA
Molecule: messenger RNA, 395 nt
Organism: Ambispora gerdemannii
Lineage: Eukaryota; Fungi; Glomeromycota; Glomeromycetes; Archaeosporales; Ambisporaceae
Source: the annotation of a GenBank genome assembly